UUUUUGCUGAAACAUCCCUGCUACAUUCAAAGAGAACGGUUCUUAUAAAACAACAAAAUUUACAGAAAAACAACAAACGGAAGACGCACAAAGCGCAUUGGAAAAUCGCAGCGCAAUACAAAAUCUGAAGGAAAACGCACAUAUUGAAAAGGGUGAAGUGGGUAUAUUUUCUGUCUGAUCCUGCAUAAAAGCCUAUUGAUUUUACAAAAGAAAGAAAAUUUUAGCAUUAAAUUUGCAACAUCGUUCUAUUCUGCCAUAAAAACUAAUUAUUGAAAAGGAAAAAUGUCAGUGGAACAGAAGCGCGCAUACAACAAAUUGAAGCAUGAUUUGGAGCCAUGGCGCAAUCUCAUUGUACACUUAGAUUCGGUAAUUUCGUGGGAAAAAAAUUAUUAUCCAGCAAUCAUUGCUGUUACCAUUAGCGCUUUCUAUUUGUUGCUAUGGGCAUUGGAUAUGUCGACUGUGACAACACUGGCACUGGCGGGCCUGUUUUCGCUAGCACUAGAUUACAUUUAUCCAUCAGUGUCGCGCUUUCUCUUCAGCCCAGAUAAUUGGAAUGGUAACCAAGAAGAACAAUUUGAGCGCGUCUGCACCCAAUUAUGCUAUUUAAAAGCAGCUCUUAGCGGAUGGUAUGAAUAUCUUUUUUCAGCAAAGGAACGCAAAUCAACCUUGUUCGUCACAAUCAUGAGUCUUACUCUACUAACACUUGCUUGGAUCGGUACUAUACUCAACAAUUUACUGCUAAUGUACAUGAUCACUAUGGUAAUGUGCUUGUACCCAGGCGUACUACAGAAAAAUAUGCUCUAUAAAGUCAAAGAGUAUUUUGGAUUGGUUGUUAACUCUAAAUUCCAGAAAUUGCGUGAAAAAAAUAAGAAAAGUGACUAAAGAGUGAAGUGAGACUUUCGAAGAAGUAGCGAAAGCCUAUAAACGCUGCGUUUAGAUUUUUAAUUUGAAAAAAAACUGCAUUUUUAAAUUUAUUUAUUUUAGCUAUAAAUUUGUAGUCUAUUAAUUUUUAGUAUACCAUUUAUGAAAAUCAUUAUACAAAUGCACAGAUAAUGUGUUUCAAAUUUUUAGAUUUAAUAUUUAACAUUUUGAAAACAAAAAGAAAAAUAACAAACCACUAUGAAUUACUGAAUUAAUGAAAUAUUAAAAGUAUGAAAUCAGAAGCGUAUAAAUGCAAAUUAAUUGAAUUAAAACAAUAUAUAAUAUUACAAUAUUCUCACUUGAAUGUUGUACCACCACAAAACAAGUUUUAAGGAAAUAAGCUUCAAAGCAACAAUCCAAAAAAAAAUACGAAUCACCAAAAAUUGUAUUUAAUGUUUUAGAUAUAAAGUAAGCUAACGUACUCUUAACCAUCAUCAACUGCAACAUCUUUACAAAAU
Zeugodacus cucurbitae (melon fly) is the source of this 1379-nucleotide messenger RNA. It is a transcript of the gene Arl6IP1, whose product is annotated as ADP-ribosylation factor-like protein 6-interacting protein 1. Bases 283 to 882 code for a protein of 199 amino acids. The transcript is spliced from 3 exons. The record is from RefSeq and is a predicted model, not a curated record. Lineage: Eukaryota; Metazoa; Arthropoda; Insecta; Diptera; Tephritidae.